CGACGCCCUUGGUGGUCAAAGUGAGCCCGGGCGUCAAAGAUGUUCGACCCUUCAUCGUGUGCUGCGUGCUGAAGGGAGUCAACUUAAAGCCGGGAAAUGCUUUGAAGAGGUUCCUGUCAGCGCAGACUAAACUUCACGAAGACAUCUGUGAAAAGCGGACAGCAGCCACUAUUGCCACCCACGACCUGCAGCUGAUCAAGGGUCCUCUGAUGUACGAUGUUCAGCCUCCUGACCAACUGAAGGUAACGCCCCUGGGUCGAAAGGAGAUCAAGGCAAAGGAUCUCCUCCGUCAGCUGCAGCUAGAAGCUGAGGAGCAGAGGAAACAGAAGAAGCGUCAGAAUGUUUCUGGAUUGCACAAGUAUCUCCAGUUACUGGAUGGCAAAGAUAACUACCCGUGUCUUGUGGAUGCUGAAGGCGUUGUGAUUUCUUUCCCACCAAUAACCAACAGUGAGAAAACAAAGAUCAGAAAAGACACCCGUGAUCUGUUUCUGGAAGUGACAAGCGAUACCAGUUUACAGAUAUGCAAAGAUGUCAUGGACACGCUAAUUCUGAAAAUUGCAGAACUGAACAGAUUUACUUUGGAAAAUGAGGAAGACUCAGGCUCGGAUAAUGAAUCUGAUGCUCUUCGUGGACCAGCGAAUUUGCACCCUGGCCAAAAUGUACAGCCCAUGAAUUCUCCAUUGGUAGUGGAGCAGGUUCGAGUGGUGGACACAGAUGGAAACUUGAAAGUACUUUAUCCUUCAAAAACUGACCUAACCACAGUUUCCUCUCUUCUGACUGUAAUACGUUAG
Molecule: messenger RNA, 791 nt
Organism: Apaloderma vittatum (bar-tailed trogon)
Lineage: Eukaryota; Metazoa; Chordata; Aves; Trogoniformes; Trogonidae
Gene: LRRC47
Product: leucine rich repeat containing 47
Exons: 6
Biological process (GO): phenylalanyl-tRNA aminoacylation
Molecular function (GO): phenylalanine-tRNA ligase activity; RNA binding
Source: RefSeq, a predicted model, not a curated record